UUGUGUCCUCUUUCAUGCAUAUUCAGUUUCCGCGAAAGUGUGCCCAGUAGAUUUCAAGUAAAGCGGGCUUUUAUCAAAUGGCAGCCACAGCACUAAUGUGACGGUCGAGUUUUUUACGAACUUUUUAAGUGGUGCCUUAUUUCAGAUAAAGCGUUCCUGCAAAACGCCUGAUAGUUGUCCAUUGAGGUUAAUUUCAUCAUACGUUUGUGGUUCGACUUUUCUGGAAAGAUUCUAUUGUUCCAUCAGAAGAAUGUCGCAGAAGAUGAAGAAAUCAACAUCGAAACCCACAUCCACGACGGUCAAUGUGCCGAGCGGUGCCCAGGCCGUGUCCUCGUCCGCUUCGACCGUGUCCAGCGCAUCAAGCGCAUCAGAAUCAAUGGAAACGGCCCUCAGCCCUUCGCGCCGCAGUCGGCUGCAAGAGAAAAACAUUUUGAUGAACCUGAACGAUCGGUUGGCGUGCUACAUCGAUCGAGUGCGCUAUCUGGAGCAGGAAAACUCCCGUCUAUCACUGGAGCUGGCCACCUUCCAGGAAACGGCUGUACGGGAAGUGUCUGGGCUGAAGGCGAUCUACGAGCAGGAGCUGGCGGAUGCACGCAAGCUGCUCGACGAGAUGGCGCGUGACAAGGCAAAGCUCGAAAUCGAUUCCAAGCGCAACUGCGAAGAAAACGAACAGUUACGUACAAAGCUGAACCGGCGCACGAAAGAGCUUAGCGAGCUGGAAAAGGAAGCGCGUGCCAACGACGCUCGGUGCAUCGAACUGACCGCAAACUACAACACGAUCUGCUCCGAGCGUAAGAAGCUGCAGGAGGAGCUGCGGGAAGCGGACAAGGAAGCCGAAAAGUUACGGCGUUCGUUCGCAACCAUACGGAAGGAUUUCGAGCACGAAACACUGGUUCGUGUUAACCUGGAAAAUAAUAUCCAAAGCUUGCGCGAGGAGCUCACCUUCAAGGAGCAGGUACACAGUCAGGAGCUGAGCGAGAGUAAAUUACGCCGGCAGAACGAGAUUAGUGAAAUCGAUGGUUUCCUCAUGGAGCAGUAUGAAACCAAGCUGCAGCACACGCUGCAAGAUUUACGCGACCAGUACGAACAGCAGCAGCGGCUGAAUCGGGAAGAAAUGGCCAACGUGUUCGAGAUACGCAUCCAAACACUUGAGGAGCAACUGGUAAACGAACGCGGCCGCUACGACGAGGAGAAGACUAAGCUCGAAAGGCUAAUAGAUGACCUGCGGCAUGAGAUCGAUGUAAUGAGAAAAGAUUAUCAGGAACUGUUGGAAACAAAGGUGUCACUCGACAUGGAAUUAGGGGCAUACGAGAAGCUGCUGACGACGGAAGAAUCGCGGCUCAACAUUACGCCCAACAUGACCAGCUCAAGCUCGGCAGCCGGUGCCGCGGCAUUCGCAUCCAGCUCUCGCCUUUUCCGUACACCUUCGCUCAAGCGCAAGCGUAACAAUCUGGAUGAGUCGCUGGAAUUUUCCGUGGUGGCUUCAGCUAAGGGUGACAUCGAGGUGACGGAGUGUGAUCUGGAGGGCCGGUUCGUGUGUAUCGCAAACAAAUCGAAACAGGAGUAUAAGCUGGACGGUUGGCAACUGAUCCGUCGCCCGACGGAUGCGAGUGAGGUAUGCUAUCGUUUCCCGAAGUCUGCCAAAAUCGAAGGCAACGGUAAAGUGACGGUAUGGGGUACGUUGGCCAACCGUAAACCGGAUCCACCGACCGAUCUGGUCAUGAAGGGCGCCCUGUGGACGGUAACGGAUACAAUGACGACGGUGCUACUGAACGGAGAAGACGAAGAGAUGGCCAUGGUUGAACGGCACCGCGUGAUGAAACCACCGAAGGACAAAUACUUCCACGAGGAGAGUGGUGGCCGGCUAGCGGUGUAUUCUUCAUCCGGCCUGCUGAAGUCGUCACCAUCAUCCGUCGGACGUGUUCCGAACAAACAGGAUGAACAGUGUAGCAUCAUGUAAAGCAGCGUCAUGAGCAUAGCGGUUAAGUUCCUUUUCAUUUUGUCGUAUCCUUCCAUGCCUGGCGGCAUGGUGAUUUAAUUGUUCUAAAAUCAUAAAUUCGUACACCGUCGUAUUCGUUCGGUCAUUUUGAACGUAAAAAUGUAAACCCCGAAAGACACGGGAUACAACGGAGCAUCGCAAGAUGCAUCUUUUGUCACGAUGUUACAUGUACUGCUGACAGCUUGUUGUAAACCUUCAGUAAGAUCAAUAAAUGCUAGCAGAACAGAUCA
This is a messenger RNA of Anopheles funestus (African malaria mosquito), 2229 nucleotides long. RefSeq names its product lamin Dm0-like. NCBI's taxonomy places the organism in Eukaryota, Metazoa, Arthropoda, Insecta, Diptera, Culicidae. The coding region runs from base 251 to 1960 and encodes 569 amino acids. The record is from RefSeq and is a predicted model, not a curated record. The transcript has 2 exons.